Molecule: messenger RNA, 2040 nt
Organism: Trichogramma pretiosum
Lineage: Eukaryota; Metazoa; Arthropoda; Insecta; Hymenoptera; Trichogrammatidae
Product: phospholipid phosphatase 5
Exons: 6
Coding region: 637-1839 (400 amino acids)
Biological process (GO): phospholipid metabolic process
Molecular function (GO): phosphatidate phosphatase activity
Source: RefSeq, a predicted model, not a curated record
UGGCCAAAGUAGGGUGACGUUUCACCCAAGUCCGUAUUAUUAUCGGCUGGACUCGUUUCGAUACUCGCGCGCAAUUAUAGAUUCGAUUUUUUUUCGGUCGUUGCCGAGCCAUGCCCCGCGAUCAUCGACUGGAAUCAUAUAGGAUAGAUAUUCCAGUGGAUCAUUACGCGGGAGUGCCUCCGCGCGAUGGCAGUAGCACUGGAGCAUUAGAGCGCUCGCAGUGCAGCGGUUGGCCUAGUCUCUCUGCUCUCUGGACUCUGUCGCUGCAGCGGUGCGCGCGCGGGCCGCAAGUAGUACAAGUGCAUAACAACAACACAUCGAUAAUCCAGCUGCGCAGUAGAGCCUCGAAGCGUAGCAGGUCGUGACGCAGCCUACGUCAAGCUCACGGCCGCCCGAGGCGAGCGCGACUGCCACUGCACUGCACUGCUCCUCGCAAGCUCGCUCGCUCUCGCCAGUACGAGUCUACGAAUCACGGGGAUAAGAGGGGUACGCUCGAAGCCGCCUUGGGAUGACUUGUCAUGUGCCGCGGUGACUCGCUACCAAUUACCCAGGAUCAGACAUCAACGGCAGCAGCACCACUAGCAGCACUAGUGUCGAAUCGUCGCGACGAGUUCCCAGCGCAAAAGAAGAGUCUCGAUGCAGAGCCAACAGCAGCAACAGCAGCAGCAGUCCAACAACGGCAGCGGCAUUUACACCAAGGUCUGGCGAGAUGAUCGUCCGCCACCGCCGCCGCCAGCCCGCAGCCGCACCGCGACCAUCGAUCAUCAUCAUCAUCCGGCCUCCUCCUAUCACCACCAUCACGACUGGGCCCAGCAGCGCAGCAGCAGCACCAGUCGGCUGAGCAGCAACUCCAUGAGCAACUACCAGACGCUCGGCAGCGGCGCGUCUUCUGCUUCGGCUUCGCGCGCCAAUUCGCCCUCGUCGGCUCAUCACUCGGCGUCGAGCGACAGACAGUUGCUGCUCUCCUCGCAGCAACAGCAGCAGCAGGGCCCAGGCGGCAGCGGCAGUCAGCGCGGCGCUACGAGCCCCAAUCAUUACUAUUGUUACGAGCAGCCGAUCCUCGAGACAGUCAUGAUCGUGGAGGUCUUCUUCCGUGUUCUCCUGGCGAUCGUUAACAUAGAGCUGGAAAACAUGGAGCCCUUCACGAGAAAGAUUCACGAGAACGAGCUGUGGCUUUACAAAAAUCCCAGAGUAGAUUCAUACGUGACUACGUCAGUAUUAUGGGUAGCAAUUAUACUAGUGCCAUUGAUAGUCAUAUCACUGGUUUUUUAUAUUCAAAAAGAAAAAAACGACUUUUCUCAGGCUGUUUAUUCCUAUACGUUAUCCUUAGGUUUUACUGGAGUAGUGACUAAUAUAUUAAAAAUAAUUGUUGGUAGGCCUAGACCAGAUUUCUUCUAUAGAUGUUUCCCAGAUGGCAAUGUCAAUUUUGAUUUUGAAUGCACGGGUGAUCCUGUAGCUAUAAGAGAUGGGAAAAAGUCUUUCCCCAGUGGUCAUGCCUCCUUGGCCUUUUCAGGAUUUGGUUUUGUGGCACUGUACGUAGCUGGAAAGCUCCAUACCUUUAGUUGGAAUGGGAAGGGACAGUCAUGGAAAUUGUUUCUUUUUUUAUUUCCACUGGGAAUUGCUCUUACAAUAGCUAUAAGCCGUACCUGUGACUAUCACCAUCACUGGCAAGAUGUUUUAACGGGUUCAUUAAUUGGUUUGGCAAUGACCUUUUUAUGUUACCGCCAUUAUUAUCCACCAUUGGACUGUUUAGUUUGUCACAAACCUUAUAUAUCACUGAAGAAAAUUGAACCAAAAGAAAUGAAAACAACAAGAAUAGAACUGAGUCGAUGGACGUGAUAAGGUUUAUCAAAAAAAAAUUAGCACCUAAAACUUCAUCUCUGGUGCUACACUCUUGUACAUAUUUGUAAUUAUUUUAAUUUUUCUUUUUUUUUUUUUUAUUAUGCACUCAACUAUUUUGUAUAAAAAAAAGAAAAAGACUAAAACUGACAACGAUUCGAUAUAUUGCUUGAAAAAUAUAUCGAAAAUUUAACUAUAAAA